Molecule: messenger RNA, 3063 nt
Organism: Lolium perenne
Lineage: Eukaryota; Viridiplantae; Streptophyta; Magnoliopsida; Poales; Poaceae
Product: pentatricopeptide repeat-containing protein At1g08070, chloroplastic
Biological process (GO): RNA modification
Molecular function (GO): protein binding; zinc ion binding; RNA binding
Source: RefSeq, a predicted model, not a curated record
CGCUCAGCGUGACACUUCCUAAUCGCACCGGGCCUCCGCCUCCGCGGUCAGGCGAUGCUUCCCUCCAUCCUUUCAAAAUCAAGAAACGUGCCGUCACACCGCCGGCGUCGCCGUCUCCGUCGUCUUCUCUCCUCUUCCCUCGGCAGAGCUACAGCUGUCGCACCCGCCACCACCAUUACAGCAUCACCACCUCCAAGCUCCAACUCGCACCUCGCUUCUUCUCCUCAUUCCUACAACCAAUACGCCUCUAUCCUCCAAUCCUGCGUCGCCGCUGGUUCCCUGCGCACCGGCAGGCAGCUCCACGGAAGGCUACUCGUCUCGGGCCUCGGCUCCGACACUGUCUUAGCCACCAAGCUGGUUGAUCUGUACGCAGCCCGUGGCCAUGUCGAGCACGCGCGCCGCCUGUUCGACGGAAUGCCCAAGCGGAAUGUGUUCCUCUGGAACGUGCUGAUCAGGGCCUAUGCACGAGAGGGGCCCCGAGAGGCUGCAGUGCAGCUUUACCGCGGGAUGGCAGAGCAUGGUGUGGAGCCAGAUAACUUCACGUACCCGCUGGUGCUCAAGGCGUGCGCCGCACUCCUCGACCUGAAAACCGGGAGGGAGGUGCACGAGCGUGUCUCGGGCACGCGGUGGGGCGAGGAUGUAUUUGUUUGUGCCGGUCUUGUGGACAUGUAUGCCAAGUGUGGGUGCGUGGACGAUGCUCGAGCCGUGUUUGAUGGGAUUGCGAUGAGAGAUGCUGUGGUGUGGAAUUCCAUGAUUGCUGCUUAUGGGCAGAAUGGGCGGCCCAUGGAGGCGCUUUUAUUGUGCCGCGACAUGGCUACAAAUGGUGUAAGGCCGACGAUUGCCACUCUGGUGAGUACAAUAUCAGCAGCAGCUGAUGCGGCUGCUCUACCUAGAGGGAGAGAGCUGCAUGGGUUUGGUUGGAGGAGGGGCUUUGGGCAGCAGGAUAAGCUGAAGACUUCCCUUGUGGAUAUGUAUGCCAAGAGCGGGUGGGUUCAGGUGGCCCGCGUUCUCUUUGAUCAACUCACGAAGAGGGAACUUGUUUCCUGGAAUGCCAUGAUAUGUGGAUACGGGAUGCAUGGCCAUGCUGACGAAGCGCUCAAACUUUUUAACAAAAUGAGGGUCGAGGCUCUAGUGACUCCUGACAACAUCACUUUUGUUGGGGUUUUAUCAGCCUGCAACCAUGGAGGUAUGGUAAAAGAAGCAAAAUAUUUUUUUAGUUUGAUGGUGGAUGUGUACUCCAUCAAACCGACAGUGCAGCAUUUCACUUGCCUUGUGGAUGUUCUUGGCCAUGCUGGUAGGUUUGAAGAAGCGUAUGAUCUCAUAAAGGGCAUGUCUAUGGAACCAGAUUCAGGGAUAUGGGGUGCACUUCUCAAUGGUUGUAAGAUUCACAAGAAUGUUGAACUAGGUGAACUAGCCCUGCAGAAGUUGAUUGAGCUUGAGCCUGAAGAUGCUGGUAAUUACGUGCUUCUAUCAAAUAUCUAUGCUCAGUCUGGGAAAUGGGAAAAGGCUGCAAUGGUUAGGAAGCUAAUGACCAACCGAGGCCUGAAAAAGAUCGUUGCUUGCAGUUGGAUUGAGUUGAAAGGGAAAACACAUGGAUUUCUUGUUGGUGAUGCAUCUCAUCCUCGAUCAGAUGAAAUUUAUGUAGAAUUGGAGAGAUUGGAAGGUCUCAUGAGCGAUGCUGGAUAUGUGCCUGACACCAUGCCAGUUUUCCACGAUGUGGGAGAUGAUGAAAAGAGGAACAUGGUGAGGGGCCAUAGCGAGAGACUGGCCAUUGCAUUUGGGCUUAUUAGUACGCCUCCUGGGACAAAGCUUCUUGUGACUAAGAAUCUUCGAGUUUGUGAGGACUGUCAUGCUGUCAUCAAGCUGAUUUCGCAGAUUGUGCAGCGUGAAAUCAUCAUAAGAGAUGUUAACCGCUACCAUCAUUUUGCAAAUGGUGAAUGCUCUUGUAAAGAUUACUGGUGACCCAUGAUGACUAAACUAGUUGAAUUUGGCAGCAUGUGGCCGUAGUGCCAGUCUUGUACUCUUCUAGUUGUAUGACAGAAGAUAGUCCUGUCCAAAACAGUUUACUGCAAUGCUGUUCUACCAUACAAACUAAGAUUCUGACUAGGCGAGCUGGAAGCUAAAAAAUGCAAAGGUGAUGAAUUUGAUAUGGAGCCUCUCAUGCAUGUAAAAUCAUUCAGAAAAAUAAAUUACCAUGUUGAAUGUGGGAUAUCUGGUUCUCCACUGGUCUUGGUUUACUUGAAUCCCUGUCAGGAGUGGUGUAGACAAAAACCAUCGAGUAUGAGGUGCAAAACGGCUCUCCUCUCUCCAUCCCCAUCGUACUUCGUCCGUCAAUCCUCAAUGGUGUUGAAUCCUCCUUUAGUUCAUGAUGGAGGGCCUCCUCUGUUGGGAUUUGUCGCCGUGGUUCGCCCUUGCGAGCGAGGUGCGUCGACGUUUUGGUUCCACAGUUCACUUCAUGCCCUCUUCUUUAUCCAAGGCGUUCUUUCUGGUGGGCUUAUCCCGUUCAUCAUUCUUUCUCUCGGUGGCAUAGGUGGAUCUAGCACUCAAUGCUGUCUUGGUGGUGAUUGUUUGGGGGUUUUCAAGUUCUUAAGCUUUGUGACAAGAGAUUUCGGUUCUCUGUUGCCUCAGGUGGUUGGUUAUCUCCUUCAAAGGUUUCAAAAGUGAUGUAUCUCCGAAGUCUCAUGUCCAAGGUCCUAUGGUUAUUCGUACUAAUAUGGAGGUUUUACCUAAAAGUGCUAUUCAUGAUCUCGGGUCUUCUGGUGAAUUGGCGAAAUGUGGUUUUCAUGUUGAUAAAACAAACAUUCAGAUUAGCUGCCUGCAUCAAGGUCCAAGGCAUAGGCUUCUCCAGCACCUGUGGUCUCAUCUUCAACGGCACCCCAGAGUUCUUCACAUUCUAGAGAUUUUCAUGCAACGACAAGCUCUCAUUUGAAUUUUUGAAGUCUUAUCUUUUCUGUCUCAACGGUUGACCCGAGUUCUCAAUUGCAUGGGCUUUAUAUUCGGGGAACUAAUUUUCUGGUGACCUUUCUUGCAUGCAUAUUAAGUCUCGAGAGUUAUUUGUGCAUA